This is a messenger RNA of Zootermopsis nevadensis, 2689 nucleotides long. RefSeq lists its product as uncharacterized. The record is from RefSeq and is a predicted model, not a curated record. Gene Ontology annotation, biological process: regulation of transcription by RNA polymerase II. Lineage: Eukaryota; Metazoa; Arthropoda; Insecta; Blattodea; Termopsidae. Gene Ontology annotation, cellular component: nucleus. Gene Ontology annotation, molecular function: DNA binding; protein binding.
UAAAGUUACAUGUUUUUAGGACUGGUAGUAGAAAUUUAUAUCGAUUAUCGGUUUCUCGUCGAAACGUAGUGGAAUCGAUACUUUACAAUGUCUCGAUAAUAUGAUACCCAAUCAUAUAGAACCUGAUUGAUAUCGAUCCGGCUGAUGAGCAGAGGUUAUCUAUCAGAUAUUCAUAUUCAUUUAAGUAAUAUAUUUUCAUAAGAUUUGAACGUGCUUAUUAUGGCUCGGAGAUUAGUUGUACCAAAAGCGGCAAGAAGUGAAGUUUGGAAUUAUUUUGGAUUCGAAGCCGAUGAAUCUGGAACGAUAACCGAUGUAUACAGACGUUACGUGUGGUGUCGUCUGUGUGAUAACCAGCUUCUGUUUUCUGGAAAUACUACCAACCUAUCUGCGCAUAUUGCAAGAUGUCGCAAAAUGACAAGAGUGUUGGAACAGUCACAGUCUGUUACACAAAACGGAAGCAUAAAAAAUGCCAACGUCAGUGAAGAAAUUCUAAGAAACCACGAAGGCCUUAAGCAGGGCACCAGUAAGAAGAGGAUGGUACCAGAUAUCCAGAAACAAGUUCUGAUUUCUGCAAAUAAUGAACAGAAUUCACCAGGUGAUUGUGGUGGUGGUGGUGAAAGUGUUACACAAGAAUGUGAGUCGUCUUUUGUAUCAUCAGCUGAAGAACAACAAUAUUGCUUGAAGUGGAAGUUUCAUCACAGCAAUCAACAGACCAUGUUUGCAAAACUCCUGCAGAAAGAGAGCUUUUGCGAUGUCACAAUCGCGUGCGAAGAGAAGCUUCUUCGAGCUCACAAGCUCGUGUUGUCUGCUUGCAGUUCCUACUUUGAAAUGAUACUGUCCCUUUACAAAGACCAGAACCCAGUUGUUAUUCUGAAGGACGUCAGAUUUGAAGACAUGUCGGCCCUCGUUCGGUUCAUGUACGAUGGCGAGGUCAACAUAGAAGAGGGCCAACUGCAAUCUGUGCUUGAAACUGCGGACUUCCUGAAGAUAAGGGGAUUGUCGGACAUUUACGGACAGUGCCUCGGCGCCCCUGCCGAGUCUGCAGGUACAGGAAAUUCAACAGGAGAGCAGCAGCGUACAAGGAUGGAACAUCAGUCUAAUGAUGGCCAGUCGUUAGACCCCAGUAGAAUUGGUCAAAUAUUGAAGAAGACAGUCUCCACUUCUGAAGACGUAGUUCACAGGCCAGUGAAGAUUCCUCGAAGAAAUAUUGGUGUCGACGUUGCACAAGAUGGAACAGGGACGGCCGCUCAACCACCGUCUUCACAACGCAAGAAUCACACGGAUGAAGUGGAUUAUACGGAAGGUAUAAUCAGUCUCCCAGAUUUCUUGAAACAGCACGGCACUUACCAAGAAUUCUGGAAGAAACCGUGGGUGGUCAGGGCACUGAGAGCCGUGAGCGAUCGUGAAAUGACGCUUCGGAACUGCUCCGACUUGCUCGGCGUGGGGUACAGCAUCCUGUAUAACCGUUACCGGCAGGUUCACGGCUGCCUUAAAGAAGGGCUGUUCGAGUCGGCUGGAACGUCGAGCAGCUGCGCUUUUAAGAUCGUCAGGACAGCUGAUGAUGCCGAGAAGGGGGAUGAGAUCGUUUUGAGGAGAGAUCAGCUUUCUCCGGCCGCUGCCUUUUCAGUCGCAAAUCAUGGUGCAAGUUCUUCUGAUCAGAGAGCGUUUGUGCAACCGACUUUAAACGUGAAACUCGAACCUGUCACCUCGGUUAGCGAAAUGUAUGAAUGCGGAGCAACGGGAUAUGACAAGGAAAUCCUACAGGAUUCAGAAGACUUAUAAAUGGUAAGGGUAAUGAAGGCUUUAAUUCAUUAAAUUUUGACAUUGCUGUCGUGGUUUUAUAGGAACGUGCCCAGUUUCUUGUAAAAGCAUCGUUUAGUCCGAUUCCCACAUGUUAAUCUGCGCGGUAAAACCCAUAUAAAAUGGAAUCCCAAGGCCUUUGAAUGUUUCUACUUCUAACAUAGAUCCAUAUAGAUAAAAAUACAGACUGAAUGUCAUGGUCGAGCGACCACAAUUUGUUUCAUAUCCAGGAGGUCCUUUGUCCGUAUCUUGUCCUAGCAACCAGGUAAUCUGACUGAAGUUUGUUCUUUCCCCUCAGUUUCUGCAUGGAAAUGCUGCGAUAAUUCAUUAAAUUAAUCCAAAAAUCCUUCCUUUCAAUUCAUUACCCAUUAAUCAUCCAAAUGCUGUAUAGUCCGAGCCGUUGACAGCAUCGUCAGAUAAAAAACACAAAUCCAGGAUGAUACUCGCAAUUAACGCCUAGACUUCUGACGAUAGAAGCAUCAUUUAUGCAUCGAUCUUGACGUUUCUGUGAAACUGCGUGUCAUCGCAUAAGGUGGACAUGAUGCCCCAUAUCAGGUAACUCAAGUCAGCGUGGGUUUGAUCCCCACCGGGUGUCUUCUCCUCGCCGCAACGUCGACAGACCGGGCCGCAGCCAGCCUCCUAAGCAGAGGGUACUUGAUUUGUUUCCUUGGGGUGUUAAGCAGCCAGGAUGAGAAGUUAAACAUUUCCUCACAUCUAAUGCCGAGGCCAAGAAUGUAUCGAGAUAUUCCUCCUGCAUGUGACACAGUACUUAGUUAAGCACGGUAGAAACUUAAUGUACGUUGUGUGCGAUAUGGAAUGUGAUUAACAGUUUGGAAUUGGGUGCUUAGAAUAAUUUCAAAUUAUCUGGCUUUCUUUUAAACGCAAAAUU